AUGCGUCUAUUCCCAGAUCCAUGCUUUAGCUUAGCCAAGAAAACCAACCCUCCACCUCGUACUUCUUCAAAGGUCAUUCCAGAUAAACCAUAUAGAUCUCUGGACUUCUGGUAUAUCGCGCCUCAUGACCGAGAGACCCUCGUUGGGCACAUAAUGCCAUACAUGGCUGCACGACUUCCAAAAAAAUACCUGCUGCAGACGAUUAUAGAAAAACACAUUUGGGCCCGUGAGAUCUUGAGUCCUGCGCCCACGCAAACGGAAGAUGUCAGUUUAACCUAUUUGCAGCAGAUCGCAACUGAAUUCUGGGACGAACCAAGGCAAACGAUCGCAAAGCUAGUAAGAUUGACCCGGGCGUGGUUUUUCACACUUCUUCGCUACACAUAUCGGAUGCGCUUCUUCGAGGGAAGCAAAACAUACCAAAGCGAUUUUGACGUACAACAUAUUCCCUCCUGCGAAACCCGACAAUACAUAUCCGAACUGACUGAGAUUGAAGUAUAUCGUUUAACACGCAUUCCAUAUAAGUACGGUGCAACUUUUUACCGAAGCAGCUAUGAGAAUAUCAAGCAAUGCCUGGCCUGGAAGAGAUUUUGCGCCAGAAUCCAGACCUUUUGCGAUUUGGUUGGGCUUUAUGCGUCCCCGGAAGAUCCCGAGCAGAGUCUCAAAGAACUUCAGAACAAUCUGACUUCAGUCAUGUUACAACGAGAAUGGUUGCGAACUACCGCUCAGCUUGAAGAGACUGCUAUUUUAGCCCGUGACACGGCAAGACACGUAAAGGAAAUCUCUGAACGAGUAGCAUCAGAGGGUUCGAUCAACCUCCAGCUGAUGGAAGAGACGAGACAGCAGGUUAGAGACCUACAGCUGCAAUGCAAUGAUCUACGAUUGGGUCAAACGACAUCAAGCCAUUCACAGCAAUGUAAUUCAAAGCUCUCGACUGAACUCCAGAGACAAAACCGAGCAUGGGGAAAAGAGUUUGAAUGCCUUCACAGCAGGAUUGAAGAGAGCGAGGCAAGAUGUAGACGGCACAUUGCAACGUUUCCAGAACAGAUCGAUAAAGACCGCACCGAGUCGAGUCACUUAGAUGGUCUGAGGCAGGAGGGCCCCAGUGUUGAAGCUCUUGUAGCCUGCCGCUGGCUACUCGAGCAUCUGCCGGCUGCAAAUUCAGUACACCCAGGAUUCGGCAAUCGGUGGAGGAUGUUCUGGCAAAGUCAAUGGAGUCAGUUUAGGGUAGAAGCGGGGCAUGACGACCACCCGCUCCGAGGAUUGGUCGACGAUGAGAAGUACAACAGGGUCGGUAAUGGUCUUUAUGGCACACUGAGCAAUUUUUUGCACGAAUAUGGUCAUCUGCGGAUCAAACCAUUGCAUCCGGAUGUGCAGAAAGUAGUGGAUACGAUCAGCCCCAUGCACUACAAUAGCGAUGGUCAGAUCGAUCUCGAGGCGGAGAAGAGAAGAUGGCUGAAGUCAAGCUAA
This is a messenger RNA of Macroventuria anomochaeta, 1467 nucleotides long. RefSeq lists its product as uncharacterized. The transcript has a single exon. Bases 1 to 1467 code for a protein of 488 amino acids. The record is from RefSeq and is a predicted model, not a curated record. Lineage: Eukaryota; Fungi; Ascomycota; Dothideomycetes; Pleosporales; Didymellaceae.